This is a messenger RNA of Parathielavia appendiculata, 460 nucleotides long. RefSeq lists its product as uncharacterized. Lineage: Eukaryota; Fungi; Ascomycota; Sordariomycetes; Sordariales; Chaetomiaceae. The transcript is spliced from 2 exons. The record is from RefSeq and is a predicted model, not a curated record. The coding region runs from base 116 to 442 and encodes 108 amino acids.
GUGAAUGGGGCAGAGAAAGGCGCGGCGGAGGACGAGAAAGAGUGGCAGGUCAAGGGACUAACGUGGUGUAUGGCCCCUUUUUCCGCUGGCGUGUCAAGCAGGCGACGAGACUGACAUGACCGCAGCCCCUAAUGCGGACCAGAAUACCACCGACUGGGCGUUCUCCAUCCUCGACAUCCAGACCGGACAGGAAGCGAACUGCUCCCAGGCUAUCCCCAACAGCGGCCCGACAGCCAGUUUCUACGGCAUGCCCUGCGGCCAGGAUGCCAAGGCUAACUUUAGAAUAUCAUGGGGUUACAACAGCGCCGUAGACAGCGCCGUCAUGACGGUGUGCUACGCGCCAAACGGGACAACCGCCUGGUUUGGGUACGAGCAGGUCAGUCGCAACCAGCAGCUUGGGGACUCGAAGCAGGAGCCUGUCUACUGGACUGGUUGCGCGUAGGGACGAACUAGAAGGAUA